This is a messenger RNA of Linum tenue, 2170 nucleotides long. NCBI's taxonomy places the organism in Eukaryota, Viridiplantae, Streptophyta, Magnoliopsida, Malpighiales, Linaceae. The record is from the annotation of a GenBank genome assembly.
UAUUAACCCAAAAGAGAAAGACAAAUGCGGGACAGUGAAUCUAUAGCUUUAUAUUAAACAAAGAAAAAGAGAAGAACUGGGGGGAGGAGUUGUGAGUAGUAAAUUGUUACUUGUUCGAGAUCUGCCACUGACUGGGUUCCAAAUUUUUGCGAUUCUUCCGUUUCUUCUUUCUUUUGUUACAGUCCCCCAAGUGCCACAGUUGGUGUUCACUUCACUCGGCACACGUUACUUCUUCUCUCUCAGUCUCUCUCCGUCCUGAGUUAUCAUUAUUCAAAUCAGAAAAAAGUCCACUAACCCCUCUGUUUAUAUUUUGGGGCUUCAUUCCCUUGUUUCUCUUUCUUUUUCCCCUGUUCCCCAAAAUCGAAAUGCAAGAAAGCAGCUGUUUUCUACUCUGAAACUCGAAUGUUUUGCCUUUCCCUCUUCUCAAAGCCCAGGUUUUCGAUGAAAGCCUUCUGCCCAUAAAUCUGUUCUACUCUCUCUCUGUCUCUCUGUUUCUCUCAAAGGGCUCUGUUUUUUUUUUCUUCCCAUCCCCUGUUUUGGCUUUCACAAUGGGUGGUGGGUCUUUGAAUGUAUUCUCUGCAAGACACCUUCUGGUGGCUUCGCUGGCCUUAAACGCGAGCCUGCUCUUCAGGGUUUACAUCGGAGGUUUCAGCCCAGCUCUUGACCUGCUCUCCCUCUGCUCACUCUCUGUUAGUAAGGGUUUUGAAGCUGCUGCCCCUGAUGCCGAUGCUGCUGCUUCUCCGGCCGCCGUAUCAGUUCUUGCUUCUUCUUCUAAAACGGCAGAGCAUAGAUUGGUGGACCACGGCAGAAUCAUCAACCUUGACCACGGCGACCCAACGAUGUACGAGAAGUUCUGGCAGGGAACCGGAGACAGAGCCACGAUUGUGAUCCCAGGCUGGCAGUCAACGAGCUACUUCUCUGACCCGGGGAACCUCUGCUGGUUCCUCGAACCGGAGCUCGGUCGCCAGAUCGUCAGGCUACACGGCAUCGUCGGCAAUGCGGUCACCGACGGCCGGCACAUCGUCGUCGGCACGGGCUCCACGCAGCUCUUCCUGGCCGUCCUCUACGCUCUCUGCCCGCAGAAUGUCACCGACCCUGUUAGCGUCGUUUCCAUGGCGCCCUUCUACUCUUCGUACCCUACGACGACGGACUGCCUGAGGUCGGGUUUGUACAGGUGGGCAGGGGACGCCGCCUCUUUCGACGGCGGCGACGGGCCGUUCGUCGAAUUGGUGACCUCGCCGAACAACCCAGAUGGGUUCUUGAGGGAUCCGGUGGUGAAUCGGAGCGGCGGGGUUUUGGUUCACGAUUUCGCCUACUAUUGGCCGCAGUACACUGCCAUGACCUCGCCGCCGGCGGAUCACGACAUUACCCUGUUCACCGUCUCCAAAUCCACCGGACACGCUGGAAUUAGGAUCGGUUGGGCGCUGGUGAAGGACGCCGACGUGGCGAGGAAAAUGACGAAAUUCAUCGAGCUGAACAGCAUCGGCGUGUCGAAGGACUCGCAGCUGAGAGCAGCCAAGAUCAUGAAGGUCGUUUCCGACGCGGAGGAGGAAGGAUCGAACCAGGGCGACGCGCCGCCGGCGGCGGCUCAUUCGCUUUUCGAAUUCGGGUUCGAGAACAUGGAGGAACGGUGGCGGCUGCUGAGGGAGGCGGUGAAACAGAGCGGCCUGUUCAGCUUGCCGGACUACCCUGCCCAGUUCUGCAAUUUCAACCGCCGAUCCUUCGGGAACCAACCCGCAUUUGCGUGGUUGAAGUGCGAGGGAGAGAUCGAAGACUGCGAAGGGUUUUUCAGGGAGAAGAAGAUACUGACGAGAAGCGGUGUUCAUUUCGGAGAUAGCCCCAAGUACGUUAGAAUAAGUAUGCUGGAUCGUGAUGAUAAUUACUUGGCGUUUAUAAAGAGAUUGAGGAGCUUAUAGCUACAGAGCAAGGGUGGGUUAUUGUUGCUAUGGUGAUAUGGGGACGACGACUAUUUUCAGUGACGGAUGUUAAUUUUAGUUUUUUUUUUUCUUUUUGGUACGAGCUUUGUAUAUUCUUUUCGUUUUGAUUAGGGUUUGCUAUCAACAGUUAGUUACAACAGCACAUAGUUGGAUGAAUCAAUUUGGUCUAGGUUGAAUCGAUCGAUGUCCACCCCUUAAUUAGGUGUUAGAUUGGUGUCGGAUGAGUCGAUACA